ACGGUUCAAGGAGGAGUUUUCAACCCUUCUAGGUGUUACGUUCUCUACCAGCGUGGAACUAUCGCUCACAAGCUGUCAUCAUGGUCAGAGAAAUAAAAAACAAGGAGGAGUUCGACAAGCUCCUUCAGGAAGCGGGAGACACGCUGGUGGUGGUGGACUUCACAGCUACGUGGUGUGGGCCCUGCAAAAUGAUCGGUCCACAUGUUGAUAAAAUGGCGGAGCAACACAAAGACGUAAUUUUCGUGAAGGUGGAUGUGGACGAGGCAGAAGAUGUGAGCAGUUCCUGUGGUAUUAGCUGCAUGCCCACAUUCCAUUUCUACAAAAAUGGAAAGAAGGUGCAUGAGUUCUCCGGUGCUAACAAGGACACACUUGAAGCCAAAGUGGCUGAACUGAAGUAGACCAACGUGUCUGGGACCAACCUACACAUAACCACAUUG
Nothobranchius furzeri (turquoise killifish) is the source of this 437-nucleotide messenger RNA. NCBI's taxonomy places the organism in Eukaryota, Metazoa, Chordata, Actinopteri, Cyprinodontiformes, Nothobranchiidae. The record is from RefSeq and is a predicted model, not a curated record.